GCAUGCCAUCAGGGAUACCGCGAGCUUCCUUUGUGAAGUACGGAUUAAACAGGUCCAGUCUGGGCAGACUGCGAUGGAGUUGGGAUGCAGUCAGCCCGUUUUUGAUACCGCUGCUCUCAUAUCCGGGAUGUAACAUUCUCCCGGUGUCAACUUCGGGCCAAGCACUGCAGUAUAAGCUCUUAGAUACUUUACCGAAGCCAUGGAUUCCGUAUCAUCCUACAGCGUCGCCAGCCUGGCCUGGCUUGGCGCCCAAGCCGUACCGCUGAUUAUCUGGCCCUCCCUCGUCAGCGCCCUUCUCCGCGUCGACUUGCCCCAGCAAGGCGCGCCAUACAGCGUCGCCAAUGCAGCCCUGGAGCAGUAUUUCGCCCGCUGCUUGGGCCUUUCCCAGCUCGCCUUAGGCGGCCUGCUCCUCGUCCUCUCCGGCACCCUCCCGCUUGAUUCCAUGAAAGAGGCACCAGAUCCAACCGCGCCAACCCCCACCGCCAGCGCGGCCGUGCUCGUUUCCGCGCUAUACCACGCGGCGACGGCCGCGUACUCGUACGCGCGCUACCACGCGACCGGCCAGCUGGCCUACAUGCUCGGGUGUCUGGGCGGGAGCGCGCUGGCGACGCUCGGGCUGUGGGUGCUCAUGUUCGCGGGCGAGCGGAAGCGGCGGGUGAGCCGGCGGACGGGGGCGGACAAGAGCACGAGCGGCUGGCCGUUUAGGAACGCCGUGGCGGACAAGAAGCGGCGGUGAACUGACUGGUCGUGGUCGGGUUUGGGGGUGUAAAGUUGGUUGAAGCCAAAGCGCGGGGUCUGGCUGAGCUGGGCCGGUGGCUUGGUCUGCUCCCAGUCUGGGGUGUCACUUGGGAAUGGGAUCUCUCUCCCCUCCUUGGCUGGGGAGGAUGUUUCGUAGCAAGCCGAGGUUGAGGACACCUCAGAUUGACAUUCACUAACGGUCCAAAGGCCGACUUGUGGUGCCUUUCGU
Molecule: messenger RNA, 967 nt
Organism: Thermothielavioides terrestris NRRL 8126
Lineage: Eukaryota; Fungi; Ascomycota; Sordariomycetes; Sordariales; Chaetomiaceae
Exons: 3
Coding region: 200-736 (178 amino acids)
Source: RefSeq, a predicted model, not a curated record